Molecule: messenger RNA, 1614 nt
Organism: Cuscuta campestris
Lineage: Eukaryota; Viridiplantae; Streptophyta; Magnoliopsida; Solanales; Convolvulaceae
Source: the annotation of a GenBank genome assembly
UUUGUUCCGUCACCCAAGAUUGGGAGCAGCCGGCAGCGGAAAAUCGAGGCGGUGGUCAGGGGUGUGGCGGCCGGAUCCGAACAGAUCUAAUGUCUCCCCUUCUUAUUUUUUCCCGUCACCCAAGAUUGGGAGCACCGGAAAACCGAGGCAGUGGUCGGAGGUGUGUGGCGGCCGGAUCCGGACAGGUCUAAUGUAGUAUAAUCUCCAUCACCUCCGCCCAUUUAAUUUUUCUUUUUUCCCAAAGCUUCCCAUAUUUGUUCAUAGUUCUAACUAUAAAUUUCCCAGAUUUCCCCAAUUCCUCAAUUUAAUUUUGUGUAAGAAAGUUAAUUUUUGUGGUAAUAAUGGUUGAAGGAGAUGUAUGAGGGUUCACAGAAGGAAGUGAGGAUUGAGGAUCGGAAGAGAGUAGGCAUAAGGGUAAUAUGGGAAAGUCAAAGACAAUUUCAACUUUUCUUAAAGUGCGUGCCGGGUCAAACCGGGAACUUCUUUUUUGGACGGAGGGAGUAUAUUACUCAUCCGUCUCGAUUUUUUUGGACAGUUUGACUUUUUUGUAUAUCUCACUAUUUGCGUCUCAUGCAAUACUUCUUUUGUUUGAUAUUUAAGUUCUCGAUUAGACUUUAAAGAAGUUUUAGAACGAGUUGAGUGAGUAAACAAAAUGGAUCCUUCGAUAAUUAAUGCGGCAUCAUUUUCGGCGCCCAAUCCGACGUCGUACAGCUUGGCGGAGAUAUGGCCGUGCUUGGCCGUGGCGGGGAGUACCGGCGGCGGCGACAACCCAGUGGGAGGCGGGAUGGGGCUGAGGAUGUGCUCGUUUCCUGGAUUCGCGGAAGCGGCGGCCGCCGCCAAUUCCGUCGACGAAUCGACUGUGACCGAGCAGAGCGGCAGCGGGGGGAAUGCCUGCGGUGGCCGGAAGAGGAGGGGCGGGGACGAUUCCACCAAGGUCGCGUCCACCAGUGCUGGUGCUAAUCCUAAUUUGAAUGACUCCAUUUUGAAGAGGAUGAAAUCAUCAUCAAAACCCAAAGAUGAAACUUGUGGAUCAAUGGUGGAAACAGAGUCUACUUCUCCAGCAAUUGCCAACCAAAAUGAAGAAACUAAUAAUAAAAUGGAGCUGCCUAAAGAGUACAUCCAUGUCAGGGCAAGAAGGGGCCAAGCUACUGACAGUCACAGUUUAGCAGAAAGAGCUAGGAGGGAAAAGAUCAGUGAGAGGAUGAAGAUUCUGCAGGACUUAGUCCCUGGAUGCAAUAAGGUUAUUGGAAAAGCCCUUGUUCUGGAUGAAAUAAUCAAUUAUAUCCAAUCGCUACAAUGUCAAGUUGAAUUCUUGUCAAUGAAGCUAGAAGCAGUUAAUUGCAAGAUGAAUCCCACUUUGGAAGCAUUUUCUCAGAAAGAUCUCGAGCCUGCAACAACAUUUCAUCCACCCGGAAUGCUUUUCGACACACAACCCCCGGCAAGAGAUUACACACGAGAAACCCACCAGGAAUGGCUACAUAUGCAUCAGAUCGGUAACACCUUCGAGAAAGGGCUGUGACGAAUCUCGGUUUUCCUCCCAUCACUUAUUUGUGCUAUUAGAACUUUGAUAUAAUUGUACUUUUAGUGGUUAUGAAGUGUACUUCUUCUUCCACU